Papilio machaon (common yellow swallowtail) is the source of this 1760-nucleotide messenger RNA. RefSeq lists its product as uncharacterized. The transcript is spliced from 4 exons. NCBI's taxonomy places the organism in Eukaryota, Metazoa, Arthropoda, Insecta, Lepidoptera, Papilionidae. The record is from RefSeq and is a predicted model, not a curated record. Bases 151 to 1728 code for a protein of 525 amino acids. Gene Ontology annotation, molecular function: sequence-specific DNA binding.
UAAUUUUGACACAAACACAAAUGCAAAUGGCCGGCGUUUUGCAGUUUUGGUCGAAAACAAACUUUUCUCUUCUAUUUUUAAGUUUUCUAUAUGUAAGAUCUAGUCUAGUCUAGUAUAAGAAUGUCUAACAUUGUGUAGAACAGCUGUUUCAUGGUAUUUGAUAAUCCAGAAAUUUUGAUUUUAACAACAAUGAUUACAUGCAUAUUUUGUAAAACUCAAUACGAGAAGGGAAGUGGUAUCUCAUUGCACAAGUUUCCAAAAGGCGUGAUAUUAAAACGGUGGUUAAAUAAUAUGAAACUUGAUAACUUCUCUCCAUCAGAUAAUGAUCGUUUAUGUUCCAAACAUUUCACUGAUGAGUGUUUUGAGAAACAUAAGACUCGUACCACAUUGAAACGUAGCAGUGUACCAACAAUAUUUUAUCCAAAAAUGAGGCCUACUUCUUCCAGUACAUCAUUUCAAAAAGAUGAUUUGAUGAAAGAUGUUGAUACUCUGAAAAGCAGUAAGUCACAACGCUCAAAAAAUAAGGGACUACAAGAGCUGAAAAGCCUAGGUGCUAAAACAACAUCCACCCUCGUAGAACAAGAUCCUUUGGCUGAGUGUGCUUUGCGCAGGCCAAUAAAAAUGGAGAUGGAAGAAAAACAUAAUAUUUCUUGUACAUGUCUGUUUGCAAGCUGUAAUUCACACCAGAAUAGUAUUCCGAUGAAGGAUAUGUCCCAAGUAUGUGGUACUGUCAAACAUGAUCAUUGUUAUCAAACAAACACUCCUACAUCAUACAAAAAGGCAAUGGAAAAAAUGCAAAAUACUUUGAAGAUUGCAAGACAACGUAUAAAAGCUUUAUCACAACAUGUUAAACGAUUGAGAAAGAAAAUCACUACUUUGAAAGAUACAAAUAAAGAAUCAAUGAAAAGAAAUGAAAUUGGUGAUGCCUUUGUUGAUAUGUUAAAAGAUGGUGAAGAUGUAAAAUCACAGCUAUUUAAACGGAUGUUUUUAAAUUCUGUAAAAAAUGUAAGCCAUGCCGGAUAUCCUAAAGAAUUAAAAUCUUUUUCAUUAACACUUUAUGCUCUUUCACCACAUGCAUAUGAUUUUGUUAGAAAGAAAUUUAAUUUGGCGUUACCACAUCCACGUAUGAUACGUUCAUGGCGUAGUGCUUUAAGUGAGAAAUCUGGACUUCCAGUUGAAAAUAUUACCAGCAUUACUGCCUCUGACCCGGCUGAGGAGUUUACUUCAGGUCAAGAUGGCAUGGAACAAUCUAACACGGUCCAUGCAGCUGACUCGCCUUACGAGUUUAAUUCAGUGCAAGAUGGAAGUGAACAUGAUAUCAGUGAAAGAGAAUCACCCUGUGAAUUUACUUUAGUUGAAGAUGGAAUGGAACAUGUUAACAGUGCCUCGGAAUCAUCCAAUGAAUAUACUUUAAUUCAGGCCGAAUUGGAACAUGUUAACAGGGACACUGAAUCACCCUGUGAAUUCACUUUAAUACAAGAUGGAAUGGAAGAUGAUAACGGUGCUAUUGAAUCACCCUAUAAAUUUGCUUUAAUACAAGAUGGAAUGGAACAUGUUAAAAAUGGCACCGAAUCGUACGUUAAUAAGUUUACUUUAAUAAGAAAUGACAUGAAACGUGUUAAUGCUUCAAACCAACGUAAAGAAAUAACCAAGCAAAAGAGAAAGAAGAAAAAUGAUUUAAGCUUCGCAGUGGGUGAUUUAAUAGAUGAUUUAGUAAUAAAAUCCUAAAAUAAAAAUAAAUGCUGAUUAAAUGAAAAUUA